AUGUUCGACUCCUCCAAGGGUAACCGGCCGGGCUACGUCUACAACGAGAAGGACUGGAACCCCACGACGUACGAAGAAGCAACUCGAAAGGACAGCCCCGGCUUUGUGUCGUAUCUCGCGGCCAAGUCUUUCGCCGAGAAGGCUGCCUGGGACUUUGUCAGGGAUCGGAAACCCCAUUUCGACUUGGUCGCCAUCCUGCCCCCCUGGAUUUUCGGCCCGAAUAAGAAUGCCACCGCGAACCUGGCGAAGCUCAACAUGUCGUCCACCGAUAUCUAUAAGCAAAUGUCUCCUACAUGCAAGCCGACGGACCCCGUGCCUGUGAAUUCCUUCUGGAGCUGCGUGGACGUGCGGGACGUGGCCCAGGCGCAUGUGCGAGCCUUUGAGGUUCCCGAGGCGGGUGGUCAGCGUUUCUUCGUCUGCAUGGGGAAUUACAGCAACCAGCAGGUCGUAGAUAUCCUUCGUGAGAAAAUACCCGAGCUCAGAGACCGCGUGCCUGUGGGAAAGCCUGGCUCCGGCUUUGGAGGAGUGGAGUUAUAUACCCCUGAUAUGUCCAAGUCAAUCAGGGUGCUAGGGCUCAAGUAUCGCGAUCUUGACCAGACGAUUGUGGAUGCAGCGAGGAGCUUCUUGGAGCUGGAGAGGAAGGGACGCUCUUAG
Molecule: messenger RNA, 654 nt
Organism: Monascus purpureus
Lineage: Eukaryota; Fungi; Ascomycota; Eurotiomycetes; Eurotiales; Aspergillaceae
Source: the annotation of a GenBank genome assembly